CGAGUGAGCCGCCCGUCGCCCGGGGACCCGGCGAGGGGCGGGGGCAGCCCCGAACCGACCCUAGAUCGCCACUCCAGUCUCACGCUUCCCGAAAAGUUUGUCCCUUUGCACUUCGCGGAGCCACUCCGGGAGCCCCGCCGCGACGAGUCUAUGCUCUACCCAGGAUGGCUGGUGAGGUGAGGCCCAGCACAACAGAGGUUUGAGGUCCUUUGGGGCCACAGGGUUUCCCCUACAGCCCCUGCUGGUGUGGCCAGGCCCCAAGUAUAGGAUGGGGCUCCCCCUACGAGGGCCGGUGGCAGCCAGAACUGAUACAGCUCCCCUGGUCUGGGGCCAGGACACCAGCUGAGGAGGGCAGCAGCGUCUGGAGCUAUGGCUGGUGCCUCAGUGAAAGUGGCAGUGAGGGUUCGGCCCUUCAAUGCCCGUGAGACCAGUCAGGAUGCCAAGUGUGUGGUCAGCAUGCAGGGCAACACCACCUCCAUCUUCAAUCCCAAACAGAUCAAGGAUGUCCCCAAAAGCUUCACUUUCGACUAUUCCUACUGGUCACACACUUCGGCUGAGGACCCCCAGUUUGCAUCUCAACAGCAGGUGUAUCGAGACAUUGGGGAAGAGAUGCUGCUCCAUGCCUUUGAAGGCUACAAUGUGUGCAUCUUUGCCUAUGGGCAGACUGGAGCUGGGAAGUCCUAUACCAUGAUGGGACGGCAGGAGCCAGGGCAGCAGGGGAUUGUGCCUCAGCUCUGUGAGGACCUGUUUUCUCGUGUCAGUGAGAACCAGAGUGCUCAGCUCUCCUAUUCUGUAGAGGUGAGCUAUAUGGAAAUCUAUUGUGAGCGGGUACGAGACCUUUUGAACCCCAAGAGUCGGGGAUCUCUGCGGGUCCGGGAGCACCCUAUCCUGGGCCCCUACGUACAGGAUUUGUCUAAAUUGGCUGUGACCUCCUAUGCAGACAUUGCUGACCUCAUGGACUGUGGAAAUAAGGCGAGGACGGUAGCCGCCACCAACAUGAAUGAGACCAGCAGCCGUUCCCAUGCUGUCUUCACCAUUGUCUUCACACAGCGCUGUCACGACCAGCUCACUGGGCUGGACUCAGAGAAGGUCAGUAAGAUCAGUUUGGUGGACCUUGCUGGGAGCGAGCGGGCUGACUCCUCAGGGGCCCGGGGCAUGCGUUUGAAGGAGGGUGCCAACAUCAAUAAGUCCUUGACUACUCUCGGGAAGGUGAUCUCAGCCCUUGCAGAUAUGCAAUCAAAGAAGCGGAAGUCAGAUUUUAUCCCUUACAGGGACUCUGUGCUCACCUGGCUGCUCAAGGAGAAUUUAGGUGGGAACUCACGCACAGCAAUGAUUGCAGCCCUGAGCCCUGCUGACAUCAAUUAUGAGGAGACUCUCAGCACCCUCAGGUAUGCUGACCGCACCAAGCAGAUUCGAUGCAAUGCUGUCAUCAAUGAGGACCCUAACGCCCGGCUGAUCCGAGAGCUGCAGGAGGAGGUGGCACGGCUGCGGGAACUGCUUAUGGCUCAGGGGCUUUCAGCCUCUGCUCUGGGAGGCCUAAAGGUGGAAGAGGGGAGUCCUGGAGGUACUGUACCAGCUGUAUCAUCUCCCCCUGCCCCAGCUUCACCCUCAUCCCCCCCUGCACAUAAUGGGGAGCUGGAGCCAUCAUUCUCCAACACUGAGCCUCAGAUUGGGCCUGAGGAGGCCAUGGAGAGGCUGCAGGAGACAGAGAAGAUUAUAGCUGAACUGAACGAGACAUGGGAGGAAAAGCUGCGAAAGACAGAAGCCCUGAGGAUGGAGAGAGAAGCAUUGCUGGCUGAGAUGGGGGUGGCUGUCCGGGAGGACGGGGGAACUGUGGGCGUCUUCUCUCCAAAGAAGACUCCCCACCUGGUGAACCUGAACGAAGACCCCCUGAUGUCUGAAUGUCUGCUCUACCACAUCAAAGAUGGCAUCACCAGGGUUGGCCAGGUAGAUGUAGACAUCAAGCUGACUGGACAGUUUAUCCGGGAGCAACACUGUCUGUUCCGGAGCAUCCCUCAGCCAGAUGGAGAAGUGGUGGUCACUCUGGAGCCUUGUGAAGGAGCUGAGACGUAUGUCAAUGGGAAGCUGGUGACAGAGCCGCUGGUGCUGAAGUCAGGGAAUAGGAUUGUGAUGGGCAAAAACCACGUUUUCCGCUUCAAUCACCCGGAGCAGGCACGGCUGGAACGGGAACGAGGGGUCCCCCCACCCCCAGGACCGCCCUCUGAGCCUGUUGACUGGAACUUUGCCCAGAAGGAACUUCUGGAACAGCAGGGCAUCGACAUAAAGCUGGAAAUGGAGAAGAGGCUUCAGGAUCUGGAGAAUCAGUACCGGAAAGAAAAGGAAGAGGCUGACCUUCUGCUGGAGCAGCAGCGACUGUAUGCAGACUCUGACAGUGGGGACGACUCUGACAAGCGCUCCUGUGAGGAGAGCUGGCGGCUGAUCUCCUCCCUACGGGAGCAGCUGCCGCCCACCACGGUUCAGACCAUCGUCAAGCGCUGUGGCCUUCCCAGCAGUGGCAAGCGUAGGGCCCCUAGGAGGGUUUAUCAGAUCCCCCAGAGGAGGCGCCUACAGGGCAAAGACCCCCGCUGGGCUACCAUGGCUGACCUGAAGAUGCAAGCAGUCAAGGAGAUCUGCUAUGAGGUCGCCCUGGCUGACUUCCGCCAUGGGCGGGCUGAGAUCGAGGCCCUGGCUGCUCUCAAGAUGAGGGAGCUGUGUCGCACCUACGGCAAGCCUGAGGGUCCUGGAGAUGCCUGGAGGGCUGUGGCCCGGGAUGUCUGGGAUACAGUGGGAGAGGAAGAAGGCGGCGGCGGAGGUGGCAGUGGAGGCGGGGAGGAGGGAGCCCGAGGAGCAGAGGUGGAGGAUCUCCGUGCUCACAUCGAUAAGCUGACAGGGAUUCUACAGGAGGUGAAGCUGCAGAAUAGCAGCAAGGACCGAGAGCUGCAGGCCCUGCGGGACCGAAUGCUCCGCAUGGAGAGGGUCAUCCCCCUGACUCAGGAUCAUGAGGAUGAGCAUGAAGAAGCCAGUGAGGUCACCUGGUCCCCACCUGAAGGGUCAGAGGCGGUAGAGGAGGCAGUGUCCAGUGACCAUUCACCCUCAGUCCGGCCCCCCUCCCCACCCCUGUCCAGCUGGGAGCGAGUGUCGAGGCUGAUGGAGGAGGACCCUGCCUUCCGCCGAGGCCGCCUUCGUUGGCUCAAGCAGGAGCAGCUGCGGCUGCAGGGACUGCAGGGCUCGGGGGGCCGGGGCGGGGGUCUGCGCAGGCCCCCGGCGCGCUUUGUGCCCCCUCACGACUGUAAGCUGCGAUUCCCCUUCAAGAGCAACCCCCAGCACCGGGAGUCCUGGCCAGGAAUGGGGAGCGGGGAGGCCCCAGCUCCACCUCCACCUCCACCUCCUGAGGAAGUCACUCCACCUCCUGCCACUCCUGCGCAUAGGCCUCCGAGUCCCCGUAGGUCCCACCGUCCCCGAAGAAACUCCCUGGAUGGAGGAGGCCGAUCCCGGGGAGGGGGUUCCACACAGCCAGAACCCCAGAACUUCCAGUCCAAAAAGCACAACUAUUAUCCCCAGCAGCCUCAACCUUACCCAGCCCAGCGCCCCCCAGGGCCCCGCUACCCCCCAUACACUACUCCGCCACGGAUGAGACGGCAGCGCUCAGCCCCUGACCUCAAGGAGAGUGGGGCAGCAGUGUGAGUCCCAUGUCCUGGGCAGAGGGCCUGGCGAAGCCCUUGCUGGGAGGAACAAGGAUGCCAGGGAUGCUUUCCCAGAAGCCCUGGGGCGGGUAGGCCCAGAGAGGAGAGAGAAGGUCUGAGUAGGUGACAGAAGAUGUGGUGGUGACUAAGCCGGAGGCUGAGUGAAGGAAGAGGGCAGAGUUGCCAGGAGCAAACCAAAGUGAGCGAUAGGAAGCUGCCUUGGGGCCACCCCUUGCAGAGGGGGGUGGUCCCACAAACGCUGCUAUGGGUGGGGUGGGGGGCUGCGGGCUGCGUAGUCAGUGUUUGAAUUUCUUUUUGAGUGGGUAUAAAGAGGGGAGAACUGAGAGGCCAGUUCUUCUCCCUGGCCCCUGUCUGUCUUUCUGUCUGUGGUGGGUUUGUUUCCAGGGAAGUGUGGUGGGAUCAUGUCAUUCCCCUCCCCUUCCAGGCCUCCUGCUAUAUUUGGGGGACCUGUCUGGUUUGGCUGGAGUCCCAUGAGGAUAUGGGGUGUCUUAAUAAAGGAUAGCAAACAG
This is a messenger RNA of Heterocephalus glaber (naked mole-rat), 4213 nucleotides long. It is a transcript of the gene Kif1c, whose product is annotated as kinesin family member 1C. Gene Ontology annotation, molecular function: ATP binding; microtubule binding; microtubule motor activity. NCBI's taxonomy places the organism in Eukaryota, Metazoa, Chordata, Mammalia, Rodentia, Bathyergidae. The record is from RefSeq and is a predicted model, not a curated record. Gene Ontology annotation, biological process: microtubule-based movement.